Wyeomyia smithii (pitcher-plant mosquito) is the source of this 2051-nucleotide messenger RNA. It is a transcript of the gene RYBP, whose product is annotated as YY1-associated factor 2. Gene Ontology annotation, molecular function: DNA binding; transcription coregulator activity. The record is from RefSeq and is a predicted model, not a curated record. Lineage: Eukaryota; Metazoa; Arthropoda; Insecta; Diptera; Culicidae. Gene Ontology annotation, cellular component: nucleus. The transcript is spliced from 2 exons. The coding region runs from base 148 to 621 and encodes 157 amino acids. Gene Ontology annotation, biological process: positive regulation of DNA-templated transcription.
GCUCGCUGGCAAAAAGUGACAUUUAUUUUAGCCGUAUUGAAAUAACAGUGAAAAUUUUUUUGAUGGUAGCGAAAAAAAUACAUUUUCCUCUAAAAUGUAUCAGGAUAUUCAACAAAAUUAAUUGAAUGUUACGCAAAACAUCGCUGCAUGCAAGAAAUGGAUAAAAAUAAAUCACCUAAUCGUCGCGCAAAACGUCAAUCUAAAGUUGUUGAAGAAAACUUUUGGGACUGCAGUGUUUGCACCUAUCGAAAUACAGCCGAGGCAUUCAAGUGCUUAAUGUGCGACGUAAGAAAAGUAUACUCGGUUCCAGGCACUUCCACCCGCAAACCUCGCCUGAACUCGGCACUUGUGGCACAGCAAGCGGCGACACAGGCCUUCCCCGGUGCCUCCGGUGCUCCACCUCAAAAUUCCAAGUCACCGGGCAAUAAAACAUCACGCAACAAGAACAAACGUUCUAAGUAUCCUGCAAGAUUAAAAAACAUCGAUCGAUCCAGCGGGCAAACACGAGAAGUUACAGUCAAUUCGGUUACGGUAGUUAUCACCGAAUACAAACCCAAAUCUACCGUCAGCAGACAUGAUUCAAGUGAAAGUUAUAGUGAAAGUAACGACUCUAGAAGUUAGAUUAAUUCAAAAUUGUAGAUUUCUAUUUCAUCAAAAAUAAUUUAUUUCAAGUACCUAUUUUAAUCGGAACUAAAAACUAAGCAAUCCGAUAUGCUUCAAAAGAGAACAUUGUGAAUAUGUAAUAGCUUUUGACUGUUCAUUGCGUUUGCAUUUAAUUUAUUUCUUAUAACUUUUCUAACUUUUUAUUCUUUAUAUUCUCAAUGCAUUAUUUCGUACCUUUAAAAGUAUAUGUUCUCUUCCAAUACAUCGUAUAGGUAUUGUGAGUUAGAUAAAUAACGGGACUGACUUGGAUGUGAAUUUAAUAUUAUUCCAAUUUUGGAAAUAUUCUGAAUCCUUGUUUUCUUAUCAAUUUCUUGACGUUAGCUUUUAAUUAUAAUGUAAAUUCAGGUUGAAUUUUAUUUUAAAAUUUUGUAUUAUGAUGACUUAUUAGCUUAAGAAUGCGAUGAUUCAAUUGCAAGAUUAAAAAACAUCGAUCGAUCCAGCGGGCAAACACGAGAAGUUACAGUCAAUUCGGUUACGGUAGUUAUCACCGAAUACAAACCCAAAUCUACCGUCAGCAGACAUGAUUCAAGUGAAAGUUAUAGUGAAAGUAACGACUCUAGAAGUUAGAUUAAUUCAAAAUUGUAGAUUUCUAUUUCAUCAAAAAUAAUUUAUUUCAAGUACCUAUUUUAAUCGGAACUAAAAACUAAGCAAUCCGAUAUGCUUCAAAAGAGAACAUUGUGAAUAUGUAAUAGCUUUUGACUGUUCAUUGCGUUUGCAUUUAAUUUAUUUCUUAUAACUUUUCUAACUUUUUAUUCUUUAUAUUCUCAAUGCAUUAUUUCGUACCUUUAAAAGUAUAUGUUCUCUUCCAAUACAUCGUAUAGGUAUUGUGAGUUAGAUAAAUAACGGGACUGACUUGGAUGUGAAUUUAAUAUUAUUCCAAUUUUGGAAAUAUUCUGAAUCCUUGUUUUCUUAUCAAUUUCUUGACGUUAGCUUUUAAUUAUAAUGUAAAUUCAGGUUGAAUUUUAUUUUAAAAUUUUGUAUUAUGAUGACUUAUUAGCUUAAGAAUGCGAUGAUUCAAUUGCAUAUGUAAGGAGGUUUGAAACUGCCACAUACUUCAACAAACUUGUCACGAAAACCACGUAAACCAGCAAUUUAUAUGAAAUAUGAAAACUACAAAAUAAAAAACGACUUCCACAGCCGAUUGUUAUUUUUGUAUUGUACACUGUCGAAUACAGUAGAUUGCAUUUAUUGUAUUACAUCAAAACCGAGGGGCACAAGCUCAUUUAUCGUAUAAAAAGACGACGCGCUGAUAUUGUGGAAGCCAGAUUUUACAACAAAGUCUGAUUUAUCCGUCAACAGUAUGUGUGGAUCUAGAAUACUUAUGAGUUUGAUGAUUUUAAAAACAAAGUCUAGCCAUGGAAUCAAAAUAAACGAAUAAAUAUGUGAAA